Molecule: messenger RNA, 1833 nt
Organism: Kalmanozyma brasiliensis GHG001
Lineage: Eukaryota; Fungi; Basidiomycota; Ustilaginomycetes; Ustilaginales
Product: Glycoside hydrolase, family 30
Exons: 1
Coding region: 1-1833 (610 amino acids)
Biological process (GO): glucosylceramide catabolic process
Molecular function (GO): glucosylceramidase activity
Source: RefSeq, a predicted model, not a curated record
AUGAAGCCUCUCACGGCUCUGCUGCCGCUGGCCUUCGGUCUGAUCGCCACGCACGCUCUUGUUGCCUCGUCGCAGUCUAUCGUCAUCGACCAGCUAUGGAGCACCACGUGGAACUACUCUGCCGUGCAAGAACUCACCAAUCCCUCUAUCGCCUUUGUCCCCGGCGCAGCACUGACGGCGUCAAUCAACGUCACCUCGUCUUCCACGGACAAGACAAAGCACGAUCAGAUCGGUAUCGCCAUCGCCGACAAUCAAUUGCACCAGGUGGUCGACGCGUUGGGCGGUGGCAUCACAGACAGCGUCGCCAUCACGUUGCAGGACUUCAAGACGCGCCAUCCUCAGGACUACGACGAUCUACUGCAUUUGCUGUUCUCGCCUGACUCGGAAUGGCUGGAGAAGGGCGGGGUGGGUAUGAACACCGUCCGCGUCCCGCUGGGAGCGAGCGACUUUGGCAUCAGCCCGUACACGUUUGACGACACGGAAGACGGCAGCGAGGAUCCGGACCUCGAGCUGUUCACCAUCAAACGCGCGCCCAAGCUGUGGAAGACGCUGCGCGAUAUCGUAGCGAUCAAUCCGGCGCUCAAGAUCAUUGUCGCCACGUGGAGCGCGCCGGCGUGGAUGAAGGAGGGCGGCAACCCGGAUAAUGCGCUCUUUGGUGGGUCACUCAAAAAAGGCAUGGAACCCGUGUUUGCCAAGUACCUCGUUCGCGCCGUGUCGGACCUCAAGACGCAGGAAAACCUCACAGUCUUCGCCAUGAGCCCGCAGAACGAGCCGGGCUACGCCGGAACCAACUACCCGACCAUGAAGCUCUCCCCGGACCAGUCGAUCAAGAUGGGCUCCCUCCUCCGCUCUGGCCUCGACGCGGCCGGCUUCCAGUCCGUCAAGCUGUUCCUGUACGACUUCAACUGGGAUAACCCGAAUUAUCCGCUGAGCGUGCUCAACGCCAAUCCCGACCCGUGGGACGCCGUCGCGUGGCACGGCUACGCGGGCAGCCCGAGCGCGCAGAAGACCGUGACCGAAGCGUUCCCGGACAAGGACACAUACUUCACAGAGAUGACGCGCGUCACACAGUACUUCAGCGAGCCGUACAAGAACAUGAAGAACACGGCACGUGAUUUGCUCAUCGGCUCGAUCCGGUGGAACGGUAAGAGCCUUGUGCUGUGGAACCUCAUUUUGCGCAAGGACGAGGAUGGCUUCACCAGUCCGCAUCUGCCGAAUGUGUGUUCGAACUGCAACGCUGCAGUGCUGCUUCUACCGGAUGCGAGCGAUUCGACUACCGGUACGGAUGCUGAUGCGAAGGUCGAGUCCAAGCGCAGUCUCGACCGUCGUGCCGGUAGACAGACGGCGACCUUUCAUCCAUCUACCGACACCGGAAGGGCAGACGAAGCAGUCCUCGCAUCCAAACUCGUCGAUGCAAAGACGACCAACAACCCUUCCGUCUAUGCCUCGGACCUCUUCAAGCGCACAUCUGACUUUUCCGUCCUCGCCCACCUCUCUGCUGCCAUCCGACCCAUGGGUGCUUCGAAAGAAUAUGCGCGCCGCAUCGGCGUCACCAGCACCGACGAGACCACCGACCUCGGCGGUCGCAUGCUCGCCCAGGCUUUCCGCCAGGACGGCGUGAGACCAGGGGUCAGCAGGUUCUCGGUGAUCCUGUUGAACCAGAACGACCAUUAUGAGUCCGGCGUCUUUGAGGCUGCGACCAGUGUGAUUAGCUUUCGUGGCAUGGUGGCGAACGUGACGACUGUGCCCGGGCUGUAUACGAUUGCUUGGGAGGCGCCGACGAUCGCUGGGGAGGGACAGACGGGCGAAGAGGUGGACAAGAAGGGUCGCUAA